This is a messenger RNA of Peronospora matthiolae, 2151 nucleotides long. NCBI's taxonomy places the organism in Eukaryota, Oomycota, Peronosporomycetes, Peronosporales, Peronosporaceae. The record is from the annotation of a GenBank genome assembly.
AUGACUAAGAUCGACCACAAGACUCCGUUCGAGAUCGUGUACAAGUCGAAACCAAGUGUCAAGCACAUGCGCGUGUGUGAAUGUCGGGCGUUUAUCCUGACACCAAGGGAGAAGCGAUUGAAGUGGGACCCGAAGGCUCGUGAAGGGAUGUUCAUGGGCUACGAAGAAGCGUCAAAAGCUUAUCGAGUGUACGACAUUGAGGCGGGCCAAGUGGUAAUCAGUCGUGACAUCACCUUCGACGAAUCGACUUUUGACUUUUCGAUGGACCGACCAAGUGACGAUGAUGAAGAUGCGGAGUUGGACCUCGACCUCCUGGCGAUCAACGAGGACGACGUGCGUCAAACCGUCUACAAGCAGACUGGCAAGCGCAAGAGUAAAGCAAGACCCGGCAUGUCACGUUCAGCUCGCCCUCGAACUGGUUUGGAACAAGCAAGUGCGCCGGAACACGUCUCCAACCGUCACCAGAAACGACGAUCAAGUGCUCCAGAAACGAUGUCUGAUGACGAAGAAGAUGCAAGCGUGUACGAUCAAGAUGACGACUCGACGCCUCCAACAUUUUGGCGUGCAAGUGCAAACGCAGUGGAAGCAACGGACCUAGCAGAACCUGUGACUUUUCAAGACGCGAUCAAUGGUCCUGAUCAAACUCACUGGCGAAAUGCUGUGAAGGCGGAACUCAAGUCGAUGCAUCUUCGUGGAGUUUUCCGUGCGGCAAAACUGCCAAGAGGCCAAGGCGCGAUCGGCACCAAGUGGGUGUUCAAGAUCAAGCGCAAAGCGGAUGGAUCGGUCGAGAAAUACAAGGCGCGUCUCGUUGCCAAGGGCUUCAAGCAGAAGUACGGCAUCGACUACACAGAGACGUUCUCGCCCGUGGUCAAGUACGUGACACUGCGUAUGGUGAUCGCGAUCACCAAGUAUUUCGACUGGCCACUGGACCAACUCGAUGUGGUGACAGCCUUUCUCUACGGAGUGAUGAAGGAGAAGGUGUACUGCGUGAUACCAGAAGGCGUCGAGAUGGAUGGCGACUUCGACUGUCUCGAGUUGGUGAAAGCGAUCUACGGUCUCAAGCAAGCUUCACGUGUGUGGAACGAGACUUUCGACGAGUUCGUAUGCUCCAUCGGUUUCGAAGCGUCGGCGUUCGACCCAUGUCUCUACAUCAAGGUUGUCGACGGUCACUGUGUGCUCGUGCUGGUCUACGUGGAUGACGUGUUGGUCACCGGCAGCUCGCUCGAGUUGAUUGCGCAGACGAAGGCCGACCUCAAGACGCGUUUCGAGAUGACCGACAGUGGCAAGUGUACUUUUGUACUGGGCAUUGAACUGGUGGACGAAUCGGAUGGCAGCGUGACGAUGUGCCAGCGACGGUAUGUCAACGACAUCCUCAAGCGCUUCGGCAUGGAUGAGUGCAAGGCCACAGCAAGUCCGGUCGACUUGAGCACUCGGCUUGUCGCAAGCACCGAAGCGGCCAAGAUCGACGUUCCGUUUCGUGAAGCUGUGGGAGCUUUGAUGCACUUGACGACUGCGACGCGCCCGGACAUUGCGUAUGCUGUGGGGUACGUCUCGCUCUUCAUGGAGAAUCCGCAGCAAGAACAUUGGACGGCGGUGAAGCGCAUCUUUCGUUACUUGCAAGGGACCAAGUCGCACGGACUCCGCUUCCAGCCAAGCGACAAGAUCGACUUUCGUGGCUACUCGGACGCGGACUGGGCCGGCGACCACGCUGAUCGCAAGUCGACUUCGAGUUACACUUUCAUGCUGAUGGGUGCUCCUGUGAGUUGGGGAAGCAAGAAGCAGUCAAGUGUGUCGCUGUCGACGAGUGAAGCGGAAUACAUCGCACUGAGUCUGGCCAUCCAGGAAGGCAAGUGGGUGCAUCGCCUGCUAUGCGAGAUUUUGGCGGCCGCAAACGAACCAGGACCGGACCUCGUCAUCCGUGAAGACAACCAGUCGUGCAUCAAGAUGACGAAGAAUCCGGUGAAUCAUGGCCGCGCCAAGCACAUCGACAUCAAGUACCAUCACAUCCGUGAUGAGGUCAAGCGCGGUGAAGUGCAGCUCGAGUAUUGCGAGACUUCCGUGAUGAUGGCGGACAUCAUGACCAAGGGACUUUCGGGACCUCGUCACAAGGACUUGACGACGGCUCUCGGCAUUCGUGCGAGUUCGGAUUGA